Messenger RNA from Stylonychia lemnae, 3219 nucleotides. The record is from the annotation of a GenBank genome assembly. NCBI's taxonomy places the organism in Eukaryota, Ciliophora, Spirotrichea, Sporadotrichida, Oxytrichidae.
AUGGAUGUGCAUCAAUUGAAGAUGAUCUUACAGGACUGUAUGCAACUUAAUCCUAGAAAGGCUUAGUCUUUAAAAUUUCAACUUUAAUUGCUGGAACUCCAAAUUUAGAUUGGAGCUAUGUUUUUUAGCCUAGUGUUGGAGUUCCUAUUGUACAUUAAAAUUACACAACUUGUGAGUCAAUUUCUUGGAAGUUUAUUCAACUAUUGCCCAUUAUGUGUUGAUUCAAUCACAGAUCCUAAUUCUAUUACAAGAGUAUACAUCUUGGGAUAUCUGUAAUCUAAUUCAAAUGGAAUCAUAAUACAUUACGAUGUCUCCUCAAAAUCUAUUGUAAGGGAAUCAAUGCUUGCUACUAAUAUGUACUCGGAGAUGAAAGAUAUCCAGAUCAACUUUAAUAAUGAUUAAAUAUUUGUUCUAGUUGAUACCUAUUCUUUGAAAUUCUCUGGUCAGUAUUACUUAGAUGAUUGCUUGCUGGUUUCUGUGAAUAUUAAUACUUUAAAUGGGAAAAAUAUAAGUUCACAUUUUGGAACAUAAUAUGAUGACUAGUGUAAUUCAUUAGCUGUUAACAGAUAUAACUGUGGAUUAAUGUGGAGCAAAGAAUUUGGAACAGGAGGUUAUAGAGAUGAUUGCCCAGAUGUCGAUUUAUCAUAUGAUGGAUUUUUAGCAUUUGUAGUUGGUGGAUUUUAUAAUUCUUUAGCAUAAUAGCAAGAUAUGUUUAUUCUUACUCUAUCUGUAGUAGAUGGCAGUGUCUAAAAUUAUCGAAGUUUUGGGAGUUCUGGAGAUGACAAACUUAUUGCGAUCAAACAUUUUAGAAGUACUCUUUUUAUUCUUGGAGAUUAAUUUAGUUGGUAUUAAUAGACAGCUACAGAAAUUUCUUAUGAUAUUUUUACAAAUUCAAUUUUUGCCAUGAAGAUUAAUGUUGAUUAAAAUGAGUUCAGCUGUUUUAAGACUAAUGAAACUUUAUCUACUACAUUGUUUCGAGAUAACUCAGGUUAUUGGAAAUCAGAUUAGAAAUUAAUUGACUUUAAAUUCUAAAUUGGAGGCUAUCUUGUACAAUCGAUUAAUGUAUACUCAGCUGAUACUAAUUCAGAGCUUAUAGUUUAAUUGACCAGUUUUUGUAAUGGAGCAGUGCCAAGUGGAAUUUCCUAAGCCACUUUCACUAAUUACUCUUCUUUUCCAGCUUAUGGGUAAGUCUAUUCACUGGCAAAUGUAGACAAUAAGUAUGGUUUCUUUUUCGAGAAAGCGAAAAAUCAACUUAAUGGCCAACCAGAAGUUCCAGGAGAUUUUGGAAUCAGGUUUGCUUAUAGUGUUUCUGGCAAUACCAUUGCGUUUUAUUCAUUCUUGCAUGUUUCUGCUACUGGCCAGAAUGAAAUGAAUGUGGUCUAUCUUGAUGAUGCUAUUCUUUUAAGAGAUUACAAUCAAGAUUCUCAAUAUCUAAUUGGUAUUCCUUUGACUAUGACUGAUUGUUCAGGCUAUUAUAAUAAUAUGUGUAAUUUCACUCUCACUGUUGUUGACAUUACUGGUGGAGUAACAAGUAAUUAAGCCUAUUUCAGAUUUGUAAACAAUUAGCCAGUGAUACUUAAAGACAACUAAUAUGAUAUUUAUUGCUAGAGAGUUGGAAAAAUUCUUAUUUAUCAAGUACCAUUUGAAAAGUUAUUCUUAGACCCAGAUUAUCAGUCAUUAACUCCUGAUAUAAAGACUAAUGGCAUAGAUGGAUUAAAUAUUAAUAAAGUUACUUUCGAUUAUAAGACUAGCAAUAUAAUUGGGUAUCCAGAUGCAGUUAAAGUAUAUUAAGUCUAAGUCAAAGCAAAUGAUUAAAUUACGAUUUCAAAUGGAUUCUACGGAAUUCAAAUAGAAGUAACUGAAAGCAAUCCAAUAGUAAUGGCACAAUGCGUAAAUAAUCUAAUACCUAUUAACUACUUUGACAUAGUUAUAGAUAACACAAAUUUCCAAAAAUUUUCACAAAUAGAUUACUCAAAAUGUCUUCCAAAACCGAAUUAAAAUUCUUACUAUGACAUUAAGAUACUCAACUAAAAUAUUACGAAUAAAGAUCCAAGAUUCACUGGUGGAUGCUAUAAAUAUUCUAUAUUUAGUCAAAUAACAUUUAAUAAUAAGUUAGCACUUAAUAUUACUAAACUUGAGCUCACAGCUUACUAAAACUAGCAAUACUAUUUUGAAGUUGAGGAUUUCUAGAAAUACUUUAUGAAAGAUGAUAUAAUUGAUUUAAACGACAGUGGUACGCAAGUUAUAUUAAAAGUUUAAAUGACUGUUAUCAAAUAAGCAGAAAUGAAGCCUAAGUAAAGUUACUUAUAUUAGAAUUAAUUGCUUUACGAGGUAAGCGAAGGUCAGCUUUUUAAUAUCGAGCUGCCUAGAGAUUUGUAUUACUCUCCAUACAAGAUUUUCAGUCUAAUAAACUCUUCAUUCACCAAUCAAAUCUAACCCUAGUUGCUCUUAAUGGUAAAGCAAAUUUAGUAGACUAAGACUCUGAACAGUGACCCCGAAACAGUUAAUCUCUUGGAGUAUGAGUAUUAUUAUCCAAAAAAUAUUGGAAAUACUAAUUACAUUCCAAGAUGGAUGAGCCUAAUUAAGAAUAAUGGUAGCAUGACUGGAAUACCUAAUAAAAGCGGGUCAAUUCAUUUUUGGAUUACUUUAAGAAAUCAAAAUGAGUUAAGUAGUGAAAGAGAAGUGUCUGAAUCAGUUUAUGUAUAAAUUGAUUUAGAAAUUCAUCCUAAUAACUAUGAAGAGACAGAUAUUUUUCCAAUGAGAAAAGUUUCGAGAGCUUACCUACUUACUGGUAUGUCUAUAUCAGAGUAGGAUAAGCUUUAAAAUGAAAGAAACAAAGAGAAAUUAAGCAAUGCAAGAAAUUAAAAUGACCUAGAUAAUUUCAUUCAGAUAAUUGACCAAAAUAAUUAGGCUGAAUUAGAGUAAAAUAAUAGCAGUUUUGAAAUUGAAUAAGGCAGUAUCAACGAUAGUGAAUCACAAAAGUCAGCUGAGAAACUUGAGAACAUCAAAAACAGACUAGCCUAAAUAGGCCAGAAUCAUAGAAAUGAAGAGAUGAAUAGAUCCUUCUAAAAUGAAACUAGCAUUAAUCUAAUGAGGCAGGAUGAAGAAAAUAAUGAUGAUUCACUACCUUAUAUGAUUUAGUACUAGAAAUAGCCUGAACCUUUGCCAAUGCUAUUGAAAAAUGUUAGACAGUAGAGAUUCGAUUUUUCAGGUUUUUGA